Messenger RNA from Thalassophryne amazonica, 870 nucleotides. It is a transcript of the gene runx2a, whose product is annotated as RUNX family transcription factor 2a. The record is from RefSeq and is a predicted model, not a curated record. The transcript is spliced from 6 exons. Gene Ontology annotation, molecular function: ATP binding; DNA-binding transcription factor activity, RNA polymerase II-specific; RNA polymerase II cis-regulatory region sequence-specific DNA binding. Bases 1 to 870 code for a protein of 289 amino acids. Lineage: Eukaryota; Metazoa; Chordata; Actinopteri; Batrachoidiformes; Batrachoididae. Gene Ontology annotation, cellular component: nucleus. Gene Ontology annotation, biological process: neuron differentiation; regulation of transcription by RNA polymerase II; hemopoiesis.
AUGAACUGCCAUUCUGCUGUAAAGCGGCGGCCAACACAACCAGCCGCGUACUGCCAUUUUGACACCCAGGAAGUGAAGUCAUCUCAUCAGCUCAGCACAGCGCUACCCAGAGGUCUGGUACAGACUGACAGCCCAAACUUUCUCUGCAGCAGCUUGCCCCAACACUGGAGGUGUAACAAGACCCUGCCGAGGACCUUCACUGUAGUCGCCGUUGGCAACGAUGUGCCGGAUGGUGUGGUUGUCACAGUGAUGGCUGGGAAUGACGAUAACAGCAGCGCUGAGCUACGCAAUGCCACAGCAACUAUGAAGCAGGGCUACGCCCACUUCAAUGACCUCCGCUUCGUGGGUCGCAGUGGCAGAGGGAAAAGCUUCACUGUGUCAAUCAAUGUGUUGACCACACCCCCUCAGAUUGCCACCCUGCACAGAGCCAUCAAGGUGACGGUGGACGGACCACGAAUGCCACGACGACAGAGGAAGAAAGAGGUGAAGUCAGGGACGUUCAGGUUGUGUAGCAUCAGCGGCGGUUCAGGAACGUCAGAUUGUAGAUCCGCUUCAUCCACGCUGUGGACCAAUGAGCCGUCAUUCCUGGGCCAAGUGACCUCUCUGAGUUCAACCUUUACUACAAAUCCCAGAAUGCACCACAUCCACGCCCUCCCUUACUCCACACCGCCUCCGCCUUACAGCUCCCACCUGCCCACCCCGCCUCCUCCCUCUCUGAGCCAUAGUGGUCCAUUCCAGGCAGGCAGCUUCUACUACGGGCCAAACCAACUGCUCCAAACCACAGGGGAGGACCGCAACGCGGCCAACACUUACACUGAAGGGGUGUGUUUUUCUUUCAGAGGGGAGGAGCCUGUCUGGCGACCUUAUUGA